Messenger RNA from Gossypium arboreum, 1602 nucleotides. Its product is annotated as glucosidase 2 subunit beta. The coding region runs from base 209 to 823 and encodes 204 amino acids. The transcript is spliced from 5 exons. Gene Ontology annotation, biological process: N-glycan processing. Gene Ontology annotation, cellular component: glucosidase II complex. The record is from RefSeq and is a predicted model, not a curated record. Lineage: Eukaryota; Viridiplantae; Streptophyta; Magnoliopsida; Malvales; Malvaceae.
AUAAAAUUAUGCAAUGAGACAAAGUGCAUUAUCGAAAAAAAAGAGUGCAUUAAAUUUAAAAUCGAAAGAAAAACCAGCCGGAACCGAAAGGCAUUGACUAUUGGGUCAAGUCAUGGCUGAAGGACUCGAAAGGAAUUGAGGCUACAAAGACAGCCCAGAAACCAUUUGAUGGAACAAUUUGUAUUCCAGAAAAGGAAGAGGGGGAAAAAUGCAGAUCUGGCGGUGGCUAUGUUUAAAACACAGUUUCCCCGUUUGUUUUGCUGCCGUCUCCUUUUUUCUUUUGCUUGUUUCUUCUUCUAAAUCUCCUCUCGGUAUCCACCCAUUAGAUGCCAAGUAUUUUGCUGCGGAGGUUAUCAAGUGUAAGGAUGGGUUCAAAUCAUUUACCAGAGACCGUCUUAACGAUAACUUCUGUGACUGCCUUGACGGCACCGAUGAGCCUGGGACUUCAGCUUGCCCAGCAGGCAAAUUUUAUUGUAGGAAUGUAGGAAGUAUACCUCAGUUCAUUUUUUCUUCUCGAGUUAAUGAUCAUUUUUGUGAUUGUUGUGAUGGAAGUGAUGAGUAUGAUGGUAGCAUCCUGUGUCCCAACACAUGUAUCAUGGGUGGUAAUGUCGAGUACAAAACUGAAGAUUAUGUUUCUACAACUAGUCAUCUGCACUCUACUAAAUUGAAGGAAAUGAAAAUUGGAAUUAAAUUAGAAGACUUGAUUCAGACUCUUGCAGGGUUGAAGAUGAUAACAGUAGCAGAGGUGGCUCUUGGUUGUGUUCUGGUGGUUAAAUGGAUAUUUCAUAAGCGUGUCAAGUCUAAGAAAAGACAUCAUAGAUGAAGGAAUCUACCGUUAGCUUGGUAAUAAUACUCUAGAAUAUCCUUGUCCUCUAAUUUUCACUUUUUACAUUUUAAUAUAUAGGGGAAGGAUCCACUUAUUUCAUAAUAAAACUCAAGUGAUUUUAUACCAUUUUAUAAUUUUUAUACUAUUAAUAUUUUAAUGAUCCAAUCGUUAUAUUUCAUAUUUCAUUCAUGUAGAUCAUAUAUCUAAUUGGAGUAAAUUAAAAUAUUUAAUUAUUUAUUUUAUGUAUAAAAAGUUUAAUCAUUAAAUAUAUAUUAAUAUAGACACUAUUUUAGAUUAAUAUGAUAAAGAUACCGAUCGAUUAAAAAAUUACAUGCAUGAUUAGUUUAAAUAUAUUGAUAACUUCAACGGUUGGAUUGUUAAAAUAUUAAUUAUGGAAAAAUUAUAAAAAUAUGUUAAAUUAUUUUAAUUUUAUACCGGUAGAUGUGAAUCUUUAUAUAUAGGAAAUGUACUUGAUUAUGGUUGAGGAAGGAUUAGAGACGCUGUCUCUUUUUGUUUCUAACAUAACUAUUGUAAUUCACCCAACGUAAAGGAUUGAGAUUACAUGUUUGAAGUUGCUGCGGUAAUUGCCUACAACUUGCCAGCUGCGAUUGUAAUCACAUUUCGAAUCGACCGUUUAUCUAUUUCUAAGUUAAAUCGUAUGUUAUCUUUGUAAUUUUCUUGUAGAAAUGUGACUUUUUGUUUAUUUCCUCUCCUGGAAUACGUUCGACAAUCAACAUUGUAUUAAGUAAAGCUGCCAGAAAAGUUAGUGGAGAAAA